CAGUGAGUUGUCAGUCCUGGAACGUCGCGCUGUGUCGGGCGUUGUGCUGCAAGUAAGUCGCUCCGCACAGAAGAGGACAAAGAGCUGCAAUGGACGGUGAUGUUGCAGUUGGUGUGAAGAGAGGCUCAGAUGAGCUCAGCAUGUACGGCAGCAGCCCAAACACUCUGACUGCAAACGGCAGUGACACUAAGAAACAGCGUCUGGACGAGUCGCCCCCGUCCAGAGUUCUCCACAUCAGGAAACUCCCCAACGAAGUAUCAGAGACCGAGGUCAUUGCACUGGGUCUGCCUUUUGGGAAGGUUACCAACAUACUGAUGUUGAAGGGGAAAAACCAGGCAUUUCUGGAGCUCAGUACAGAGGAAGCUGCCAUCACCAUGGUCAACUACUACUCAGCUGUUACACCUCAGGUCAGAAAUAGUCCCAUCUUCAUCCAGUACUCCAACCAUAAGGAACUGAAGACCGACUCUGCUCUAAACCAGAGAGCCCAGGCAGUACUGCAGGCUGUCUCUGCAGUGCAGGAUGGAAGUUCUCCAUCAUCGGACCCUGGCAUUCUGGACCUCACUCCACCUCCCAGCCCCGUGCUGCGUAUUAUAAUCGACAACAUGUUUUAUCCCGUGACUCUCGAUGUUCUGCAACAGAUAUUCAGUAAGUUUGGGACUGUAAUGAAGAUCAUCACCUUCACCAAGAACAACCAGUUCCAAGCACUUCUGCAGUUCAGUGACCCCACCAACGCCCAGCAGGCUAAAGUGUCUCUAGAUGGACAGAACAUAUAUAAUUCAUGCUGCACUCUGAGGAUCGAUUUCAGUAAGCUGGUGAAUCUUAACGUCAAGUACAACAAUGACAAGAGUCGAGACUACACCCGGCCUGAUCUGCCUACUGGAGAUGGAGAGUCCAACAAGGAUCAUUCAUUAUUGGGUACUCCAUCUGGAGCGCUGGCCUCGUACUCCAGUGCAGCAGGUUAUUCCUCAUCUCUCUCCCUCUCGCAGGGAGCAGGCGCCAUCAGUCCUUUGAGUGCCGCCGCCGCCGCAGCAGCCGCCGCAGGCCGUGUUGCUCUGUCAGGGUCCGGAGUGUCAGGAGUCCUGUUGGCGUCCAACCUGAAUGAAGAGAUGGUCACGCCUCAAAGUCUCUUUACCCUCUUCGGCGUCUAUGGUGAUGUGCAGCGGGUGAAGAUCCUCUACAACAAGAAGGACAGCGCCCUCAUCCAGCUGUCAGACGGCAACCAGGCUCAGCUGGCCAUGAGCCACCUGAAUGGUCAGAAGGUGUUUGGGAAGGUGAUGAGAGUGACUCUGUCCAAGCACCAAACUGUGGCUUUGCCCCGAGAAGGACUGGACGACCAGCUCCUGACUAAAGAUUUUUCUGGUUCCCCCCUGCAUCGCUUUAAGAAACCAGGCUCCAAAAACUUCCAGAACAUCUUUCCUCCUUCUGCGACACUUCAUCUCUCCAACAUCCGCGAGGGCAUCGGAGAAGAAGACCUGCGUCUCCUGUUCUCUAACAGCGAAGGUUCCGUCAAGGCCUUCAAGUUCUUCCAGGAUCGCAAGAUGGCUCUGAUCCAGAUGUCGUCAGUGGAGGAGGCCAUCCAGGUGCUCAUAGAUCUUCAUAACUACGACAUGGGCGGAAACCACCACCUCAAAGUCUCCUUCUCCAAGUCCACCAUCUAAAGGGGGCGUGCUCCUAGCCUCUGGUCAAAUACCUUUUGCUGGUAAGAACUGGACCACAGAAAUGUCAUUAGCACCUGCAAAAAGACUCCAAAGUCAGGGUCUGUUCAGUUCUUUCUGGACCUUCACCUUCCUGCCGGGUCAUGUCCACUCCAACAUGGAAACUUUUCACACUACACCUGGGCUGAUAUCAUCAAACUUGUAUCGUUGGGAGCUAGGACACGUGGGCUGAUAUCAGCACCAAUCAUCAAACUUGUAUCGCUAUGUGAGAAAAACAUUUGUUAUUAAACUUGCUAUUAGAGAAGACUA
Molecule: messenger RNA, 1964 nt
Organism: Nerophis lumbriciformis (worm pipefish)
Lineage: Eukaryota; Metazoa; Chordata; Actinopteri; Syngnathiformes; Syngnathidae
Gene: ptbp2b
Product: polypyrimidine tract binding protein 2b
Biological process (GO): mRNA processing
Cellular component (GO): nucleus
Molecular function (GO): RNA binding
Source: RefSeq, a predicted model, not a curated record